Glycine soja is the source of this 1073-nucleotide messenger RNA. Its product is annotated as heme-binding protein 2-like. Lineage: Eukaryota; Viridiplantae; Streptophyta; Magnoliopsida; Fabales; Fabaceae. Bases 126 to 830 code for a protein of 234 amino acids. The transcript has 2 exons. The record is from RefSeq and is a predicted model, not a curated record.
AAGGAGAAAACAAAAAAAGAAAAAAUUGACUUGUGUAGCUUCUAAUGUGUGGACAUUAAACUCACUUUCUCUGUAGCCAUAGAAAUUCACAUUUUAUCUUUUGCAUUGUGCAACUUCCUCGCGCCAUGGCUGCUACCAUCAUCACAUGCAAGCUCUCACUGCUUUUAAGCCUUCUCUCAGUUUCACUAUUGCUGGGUGUGAGUUCAUCAGAUACCCUUCAGAAUGUAGGGGCAAUUCCCCCAACAUGCAAGCGCAUAGAGUGUCCCAGCUAUGAUGUCAUUCACUUUGGCAACGGCUACGAAAUCCGUCGCUAUAAUUCACCCGUUUGGAUUUCGAACAGCCCCAUUCUAGACAUUUCUCUGGUUGAAGCCACAAGAACCGGCUUCAGGAGGCUAUUUGAUUAUAUUCAAGGUAAGAAUAACUACAAGCAGAAAAUUGAGAUGACAGCGCCUGUGAUCAGUGAAGUAUUACCCAGUGAUGGACCCUUCUGUGAGUCCUCAUUUGUUGUGAGCUUCUAUGUGCCAAAAGAGAACCAAGCAAACCCGCCUCCUGCGAAGGGCCUUCAUGUUCAAAGAUGGAAGACUGUAUUCGCAGCAGUUAGACAGUUUGGUGGAUUUGUCAAAGAUUCUAGUGUUGGGGAGGAAGCUGCAGCCUUGAAGGCUAGUAUUGCUGGAACCAAGUGGGCUGAUGCAGUUGAGAAAAGCCAGAAGAGAGCUGGCCAUGCUUCUGUUUACACCGUUGCACAGUACAAUGCCCCUUUUGAAUAUGACAAUAGGGUCAAUGAGAUAUGGUUCUUGUUUGAUAUUGAAAAUGAACCACAAACCGUGUGACAAAGUAAGCUUUCAACAUGAAAGCAAUAUGCAGAGUGCUGCAGCACUGAGGUGUUAGGACAAGGACAUCAUGAAUGGAUGAAUAAAGUGUUUUGCAUUUAGCUAAAACACUGUUUUCUGUUUGACUUGCUUUUUGGUUCAUUGUAGCUAUAUAGUUCAGAGGUAAUUUUACUCUUGAAAACUUUUCAUUAUGAAUUGAUAUGGUUGUUGAAAUGAGCAUGUGGUACAUAUAUACUUUUUUUA